Messenger RNA from Schistosoma bovis, 3753 nucleotides. NCBI's taxonomy places the organism in Eukaryota, Metazoa, Platyhelminthes, Trematoda, Strigeidida, Schistosomatidae. The record is from the annotation of a GenBank genome assembly.
AGUGGCGGUAGUUUAUUUCUUUUUCAGGUAUCGGUCAUCAAGAAAAGUAUUCAAAGUGCUGCGUAUUUUCAUCAUUAUUUGAAUACUGAACGAUCAUCCUGAUAAGAAUGCUACUGUAUCUUUAAACGGAAUAAUUGUCUAAAGAAUAACUGCCAUCCUAAAAAAACAAGUUCUCAUACAUCUGAAGUAAGGGCUUCAUAGCUGUAAAACUAUGGCGAAUACAGAUGAUAAUAAACUCAUACUUAGGCGUUUGAAUACUGAUGUUCAUAGCCCUUGCUAUCUUCUGCAUAUUCGUGAUGUUAAUCUGCUGCUAGAUUGUUGUAUGGAUUUGUCGAAUUUGUCAUAUUUCCUGCCAAAACAUCAGCUUAUGAGUCCAGGCUGUUCCGACCUACCAAAUAUGUGGAGUGGUCAUGAGGAAGGCGGAAUGUUUACCAAAAUAGACGAUAUGAACUAUAUUAGUACGGAUUUCAAAUUUUGCAUGUUAAAAUUAUCAGAGAUGUCUUCCAUAUUUUGGGAAACUAUUGAUGUAAUUCUAGUGUCGAAUACACGAAGCAUCCUUGGUUUACCGUUUCUAUUUGAAAAUACGAAUUUUCGUGGGAAAGUUUUUGCAACUGAGCCAGUUGUAAAAUUUGGAAAAAUAUUAAUAGAUGAUUUAUUAUGUGAACUUGAUCAGUUGUUUGAAUCUGAAGUCAAUUUUGGCUACUCCGAUGCUAAAGUGAAUAAACCUAGUAAUCCAAUAGACUACUUACUUAACUCUGGUGAGUUUAAUUGGACUAAAUUCUACACUCGUGAAUCAGUUGUGAAAGCCUUGGAUAAAAUUCAUCUAGUCGCCUAUCAUGAACCUGUGGAUUUGUUCGGUUUAUUAACCAUCAAAGGCUUAAGUGCUGGCUAUGGAAUUGGCAGUUGUAAUUGGAUUAUUACAUCGAGCACGGAGAAAGUGGCUUAUAUAUCACACACAUCGUUGUUAUAUUCUCAUGUCCUACCUUUCGAUGAUAGUACAUUUGAAGAUACUGAUGUUUUGAUUAUUGGUACUGUCAAUAUGUAUGCAAGUGAUCAAUUGGAAAAGACUGUAGAAGAAUUUUGUCAUAUCGUUGUGCAAACUUUAGCUCAUGGAGGUAAUGUCUUAGUGCCAUCAAAUCCAUCCGGUAUUAUCUUCGACUUGCUUGAAACAGCUAUUCAGGCCAAAGAUAAUUUUAAUGGUACAAUCCUACCAUUGUUCAUGCAUAAUCGUCCUUCAUCUGGAAAUAAUGUAGAUCAUAUUGAAAAUACUACUAAUUCUACUGGCAGUAGCAGUACUGCUGCUACUACUACAUCUGUAGGAACAAUGAAUAGUCAUUCAUUACAAAGAAUUCCUUCCGAUUCAACUACAUCUACAGAGAUAGAUUUAACAUGCAAUCGUAGUUCAUCAAUAACAGCAACAACAACGGCAACAAUUGCACAGACAACAGUCAGUUCAUCAUCAUCAUCUGGUUUGGUGGCACGUUCUCCAAUAUUUUUCAUAUCCAAUCAAGUUCAUGUUAGUUUAGCAUAUUCUAAUGCUUAUGGUGAAUGGUUGAAUUCAGUAAAAGAAUCUGUUCUAUAUAAUGCCGAUGCACCAUUUCUUUUCCAAUCUCUACUACAAUGCGGUAAAUUAGUCGCUUUAAAAAGUUUAUACGAUUGUUCAUGUAGCAGGAAAUUAUUAUCGGAUUCAUCUACCGUUAGUAGAUAUUCGAGUCAUAUUUUAACAUCACCACUUCUGUUGGGUACCGGCAAUUCAACUUCCUCAUCGGGCGGGUAUUUUGAAACGACUAGUGGUACAAACGCGUCUAAUCCGAUAUCUACUAGUUCGGACAACCUGGAUUCUGCUCUGUUAGCUUUGAAUAGUUCUUCAACUCGGAAUACUAGUAGUAAUAAUCCUAAUAUCAGCGGUGGUAUUUGGCCUAAUUCACCAUGUCUAAUAUUUGCCAGUCAUCCAAGUCUUCGAUUAGGACCAUCUGUACACCUGACCCGUGUUUUAGCUUAUGGCGGUUUACGUUCAGGCGGCAGUAGUGGUCGUACAAGCAGUCCUUCACAUAAUUCAAUCAUUUUAAUAGAAUCUGGUGAUUAUGUACCAUCGUUUGAAUGGAAUUCAAAAUGUUUAUGUAGCCCUGAAGUACAUCUUCGGCGAAUAAUUUCGCCAUUUCUUCAACCCGAUAAAAUACCUACUAACCACGUUUCAUUCUCUCAGUUAAGCACCCCAUCCUUAUCUCUUAGUGAUACAGCGACAGUGUACUGGUUACCAAUGGAAGCACGUAUAGGUGCACAACAAAUAAAUCAACUGGUAAAACGUUGUGGUGAACCACGACUAGCACUAAUACUUCCACAAGAAGUUUAUGAUAGACCAUUCGAUUGGUCAAAUAUCACUUCAAAACCGGAACAAUUUAUAACAAAAAUUCAUGGUAUACCAUAUGGUCAACAAAUAUGUAUUAAUCUACCAGAUACACGUUUAGAACAAGUUCGUUUAUCAACAAAAUUAAUACAGAACAUUAAACCUAUUUGUAUCAAAUUACAAUAUGAUCAAUUAAUAGGAUCAAAUAAUCCAUUAGAUAAAAACAACAGCAAUAAUAAUAAUAAAGAGAAUGAUACUGAAAAGAAAACUGACAUAAAAUCUUUACAAAUUGAUGCUAAUCAGUCAAAUAAUAAAUAUGAUACAAUAAAGCGUAAAUUAUCUACUACUGGAAAUGAUGGUACGUUAAAUAUUGCUGAUGAUAAUAAAGAAGAACGUGAACAAAAAGUUUUACAAUCUGAUGAUAGUGAAAUCAAUGAGAAAAAACGAAAAUGUAUUGCAUUAGUCAAUGGAAUGCUAACUACUAGAGAUGGUAAACACUGGUUGAUUGGUAAACAUGAGAAGCUAGAACCAGAUAUUAUUCGACCUGUUGAAGAUGCCAUUAUACGACCUAUGACUCCUCCAACUACCACAAGCACUUCUGUUCCCGCCACAAUAACAACAGCAACAACAAGCUCGUUAAACAACGCUAGCGAUCAAUCUAAAGAUUCUACACUAAAAUCCAAUAUGUUAGAUUCUGAAAAACGUAUAUUAGUUAGUUGUUGCGAUGAAUCAAGCAGAAUAAACCCACAUGAGUUGAUACGAAAGUUAACAGAACGUGGUGUUACUGGUGCCUAUCUUGCUGAUUCGUGCACUGCACGUCAAGUAUAUUCGCGAUUUUCUGUAUAUAAUACUAAUAAGCAGUCAGGUCCUAUACAAAACGAAGAUGUGAUUCUAUUUCCAAAUCCAAAUACACUGAUUUGUUUGCAUGAUCAUGGUAGUCAUAUUAUCUGCAUGGAUGAAAGUACACGUACUGCAAUCAGAGACACGAUAUUGUUAUUUGUACAACAGUUGGAUAUUCAUUCAGUUGUUUGAUGAUUUAUCAAUAUAACAGUAUUGUUCCGUGUAUUACUUAUAUUUGUAUAUGUGGAUAACUUGUACUUGAUUGAUCAGAGUUCAGUGGUGAACCUAUAUAUAUAUAUAAUUUUUAAUGGGAUGAAUAUUUACAGCUAAGAUAGACAUCCAUCUGUGUUAUCAGUUAAUAUCCUGUCUUCUGUAUUUUCCUGGUGACAUGAUCCUGCUGCCAGUGAUCUUGGCUUUCAAUUAGUGAAUCACUAUCUUCUGCUCAGGUAGUCAAAUAUUUCCGCAAGCAGUCGGAUUGCUGAAUUUUACUCACUUUGAAAAAUAUGCAUAAAGUAACACUGGUAAUGGUGAAUUUCCUGACAAUGAGUAUAGUGAUUCAAUUGGUC